This is a messenger RNA of Pygocentrus nattereri (red-bellied piranha), 1581 nucleotides long. RefSeq names its product programmed cell death 1 ligand 1-like. Lineage: Eukaryota; Metazoa; Chordata; Actinopteri; Characiformes; Serrasalmidae. Gene Ontology annotation, cellular component: external side of plasma membrane. Gene Ontology annotation, biological process: cellular response to lipopolysaccharide; cell surface receptor signaling pathway; immune response. The record is from RefSeq and is a predicted model, not a curated record. The transcript has 5 exons. The coding region runs from base 140 to 679 and encodes 179 amino acids.
GGAGUGUACACAUAUGUACAUUUCUGAGAAACCACAUGCCUGUAACACUUGAGCAGAUGUGAGCUGACACUGGUGGCUAAUCCAUAAGCUCCCUCCCAGCAGACAAAGACCUUCAGUCCUCCACACAGUCCAGCAAUUCAUGAUCAUGUUUUUCCUUCUUUACGGUUCCAUCUUAUGGUCUGCCACCUGUGUCAGCUCCCUUCCUGCACCCUCUCGCAUCUUCAUGUCUGCCAGAGUGGGUUCUUCAGCUGUUCUGCCGUGUGACUGGAGAAACGUGUCCACCCACAGUCCUCAUGUUGAGUGGCGCACCUUUGUUGAGACGGUGUUUGAGCGAAGGGGUGGGGAGCUGUAUCAGGGUGAGGGGUAUGAAGGACGUGUGGACGUUCCUGAAGAUCACCUGCUGAAGGGGGACUGUUCACUGGAGCUGAAGAACGUCAGGCCUGAGGAUGCAGGAGUUUAUGAAAGCUUCUUGCUGGUCAGACAAACGAAGAGAUCCCUCCGUACUAAAAGAGUUUUUCUCCAAAGUGUCCAACUCUCAGUUGAUGAAACACUUGAAAAAAGUUCAUCCAAUUCAAAUGAAAAUCCAGCAGCAACAGGUGAUUCCAGAAUGAACUAUCCUCCCCCAAAGAUCAUAGUGCUACUUCCUUUCAUGGCUGCUCUUGUUCUGAGAAGGGAGUGAAAAAAGACCAGCUUGAAUUUGAACAUCUGCCUGUUCUGAGCAUGUUUCCUCCUGAUUUUUUUCUGAUCAUGGAGGAUGGAGGCCGAGGAUCCUAUAAUCCUAUAAUCGAACAACAGCUUUAUUUUUCUUUAGACGCAGAAGAGAAGGAAGAAAAGGAGGAGAAAAAGAAAGCUACCGAUAGAUGAAAUUUGGUUUUAUGUUGAGAGCACUUGAAAGCAGGGGUUGUCUUUGCAAUAGGCCAAGAUGUGCAGAUGUCUGGGGUCCCCAUGAAAAUAAAGAUAUAUUGUAUCUGAUAUUAAAAAAAAUCUAAACAAUAAACAAUAUAGGAAGUUCAACACUUAUAACUACUAUUUAUAUUACUAAACCCAUCCUCCCCUGUGGCGUUCAUUCAUUGGUUUAAAGUUACCAAUUCAAUCUGCUGCUGCUAAAGAACAAAGGAUGAAAAAAAAAGCCUGCCAUGGUUCCCCAGCGUAUUGUUUAAUUUAAUUUAUUGGUAACACUUUAUAACAAGGGUACAUGUUUAAUGAUUAAUAAUUAAUCAGAAAAUAAUGAAUGUCAUAUAUUAUAACAACCAUAAGAUUAGGUUACCAUUGACUAAUGCCUGUGCUAAUGAAUGAAGAUGAAGAUAGUCUUUCUUCAUCAGUCCAUGUGUUAAUUGGGCAUACAAAAACAAUGUUAGUACACUUCAGCCUACCGCUGGAAGCAUUCAUUGCAUUAUUCAUGCAAUUUAUACUUUUAACUCUGUCAUAUUAUAGUGUCAUUCUGUUACAACAAACAUAUAAACUGUUUAUUUAGUGUUUAUUUACCAAAAACAGGCAUUUUAUUCAUCUGUAAAUUAAACUGUGAUUUACGUCAUUAUAUGCCACUAUUAAAAAUAUGUACUGCCUUCCGAAAAAUAAAAA